AACAUUUAGUAGAUCAUUGUAUAUGUGGCCUUACAAGCGAAAUCUUACUGUCCAGCGUGAAUGUGAUUUUUAGACUGUGAUUUUUGGAUUUUGGUUUUUUACAAUUUAUAUUAUCUAUACAUACGCUAUUUAUAAAUUUAAUUUAUUAAAUAAACUGAAUGAUGAAGAGAGUGAUUAUUUUUGUUAACGGGACUGAUGUUAAUGGCAAGGUGUUUGUAGUGACUCAUUCGUUAGACGAAUUAUUGACAGCGGCUAGUGCAAAAUUUGAAACAACAGCAAAAAAACUCUUUACACCACAAGGUGGUGAGAUUGAUGAUAUCAAGCUAAUUAGGGAUGAUGACAUUUUGUAUGUUUCAAGUGGAGAAGAUUUUAUACACUUAAAUAAAAUAUGUAGCCAUAAUAAAUUAAAUAAAAAUCCAGAAUGGAUUACAUUGAAUAUAGGAGGUAAAUAUUUUACUACGACUAGGGACACUCUGACAAAGAAGGAGCCUAUGAGUAUGUUGGCAAGAAUGUUUACAGAGAGCACAGAUGCUGAACACACAAUACAACCUAGUAAACAGGAUCAUCUCGGAGCAUAUUUGAUUGAUAGAAGUCCUACAUAUUUUGAACCACUAUUAAAUUACCUUAGACAUGGUCAGAUGAUACUUGAUUCCAAUGUCAACAUAGCGGGUGUAUUAGCAGAAGCUUGUUUUUAUGGCAUUGAAGGUGCUAUUCGAAUUCUCACUUCAAUGUUGGAAAAAGAAGAACUGCAAAAAGAAGGUCUUGUGUCUCUUACUCGCAAAGAUGUACUUAAAGCUAUCAUGUCGACGCCAAUUACCGCAGAACUGAGGUUUCAAGGAGUUGAUUUUGUGAGAGCCGAUCUUUCAAAGCUAGAUCUCAGAAAUAUUAACUUUAAGUAUGCUAUCAUGCAUCAUUGCAGUCUGGCAGGCGCUAAUCUGUCAGGAUGCUGUUUUGAGCGCGCCGAUUUAUCUCACGCCAAUUUGCAAGGCGCUCAACUCGUAUGCGUCAAAAUGUCGUGUGCAAAUUUAGCCGCGGCGAAUUUGUAUUCGUGCAAUUUCGAGGAUCCAGGUGGUCUGGCCGCGAAUAUGGAGGGCGUGAAUUUGAAAGGUGCUAACCUCGAAGGCAGUAAUAUGGCAUACGUCAAUCUUCGGGUGGCCACGUUAAAGAAUGCUAUUCUUAGAAAUUGCGUUUUGAGAUGCGCCGUUCUAGCCGGUGCCGAUUUAGAGUGUUGCGACUUAUCUGGCUCUGAUCUGCAGGAUGCGAACUUGCGCGGUGCGAAUUUGAAGGAUACCGCUUUUGACUUAAUGUUGACGCCGCUGCACAUGUCUCAAACAAUACGAUAACAAUGAAUGUUAUGCCACACGCAUAUUAAUACUGCAGCUUAAAUUUUGCAGUAAUUAUGUGUUUGGCAUAAGUGGCAGUAAUUUAAAUUCGGCUAACAUUGUAACAUAAGAUGCUCUUCUCGUGUGACAUGAAACGGCAUUAAAAUUGGGAUGAUUAUUGUAAUGCACGCAUACACAACAUACAAGAGAGAAAGCACACACACGACAGAUAAACUACAGUGAAAAAAAAAGAUGUUUUUUAAAAUGCUCACUUAAAUACAUAACUAUGUAUUUAAGUGAGCAUUUUAUAAUAAAAUAAAUAUAAUAAAUAUAAUAUUCUAUUAUAUAUAUAUAUUCUGUUAUCAAUUUUUUGAGUCACACAUUGAUAGUUGUAGAAUGUAUUUAGCAUUUUAAAAAAUGCUCACUUAAAUACAUAACUAUGACUAUUACAUGUGUAUAAUUUAACUUCUCGAUAUAGCAUUUAACAAGUAAUAGUAUAUUAUUAUACAUUCCACAACUAUCAAUGUGUGACUUAAAAAAUUGAUAACAUAAUAGAGAAUAUAUAACAGAAUAUUAUAUUUAUUAUAUUUAUUUUAUUAUAAAAUGCUUACUUAAAUACAUAACUAUGACUAUUACAUGUGUAUAAUUUAACUUCUCGAUAUAGCAUUUAAAAAGUAAUAGUAUACGUAUAUUAUUAUACAUUCUACAACUAUCAAUGUGUGACUU
This is a messenger RNA of Pseudomyrmex gracilis, 2048 nucleotides long. RefSeq names its product BTB/POZ domain-containing protein KCTD9. NCBI's taxonomy places the organism in Eukaryota, Metazoa, Arthropoda, Insecta, Hymenoptera, Formicidae. Gene Ontology annotation, biological process: intracellular signal transduction; protein homooligomerization. The record is from RefSeq and is a predicted model, not a curated record. Gene Ontology annotation, molecular function: protein binding. Bases 159 to 1343 code for a protein of 394 amino acids. The transcript is spliced from 7 exons.